Molecule: messenger RNA, 1877 nt
Organism: Leptopilina boulardi
Lineage: Eukaryota; Metazoa; Arthropoda; Insecta; Hymenoptera; Figitidae
Product: adipokinetic hormone/corazonin-related peptide receptor variant I-like
Exons: 9
Coding region: 482-1576 (364 amino acids)
Biological process (GO): G protein-coupled receptor signaling pathway
Cellular component (GO): membrane
Molecular function (GO): adipokinetic hormone receptor activity; vasopressin receptor activity; peptide binding
Source: RefSeq, a predicted model, not a curated record
UUAAUUAUUGAAACUGUUUUGCUCGUCGUGGAUCGAAGUCUGAUUUAUUUUCGUUCUUUACAAAACAGUUGUCAGGCUUUUAACUUGUGAUCAAAAAUUUAUUUAUUGUGUGAUUAAAUGAAAAUUUAUUUAUUAAAACUGAUUUUUGUGAAUAACAAAAAAAAAAUAGUAAAUUUAUUUUAAUAAUUUAAUAAUUUCAGUGAUUGUGUGUCGAAUGGAAUUUGGAAAAAAAGAAUUUUUCAUACCGGAAAUCAAGUGGUUUUUUUCUUCCACUAGUCGAGAAGGAUUUAUUGAAAAAUUUGAAAAGAAAUUAUUGUAAAGUGCACGAUAGGGUCGAUGACACAAUGAUUUAAAGGCUACUAAUAUCAACAGUGAAGGAAGUAUUUAUUUACUAAAAGCAAUAACUCAACGUGAUUUGAAUCAUUACAAGAUUACCUCAUUAUUAUGAUUAUAUUAAAAAAGGUGAUUUGAAGAAAAAAAAAUGUCAUUUAUUGUGAAUUUAAAUGACGAAAUGGAGAUGAAUUUAACGAAUAGUAUAAAAUAUUCAAUGGAAAUGGAUCUUCCAAUUGAUAUGCAAUUUAAUGAUGGACAUGUCGUUAGUAUCAUAACAUAUAGUGUACUUAUGGUGAUAUCAGCAAUAGGAAAUUUAACAGUUUUAGUUCUUAUUUGUCAAAGAAGAAGGACAUCUAGAACAAGAAUUAAUACAAUGUUGAUGCAUUUGGCAAUUGCAGAUUUAUUGGUAACAUUUUUGAUGAUGCCACUUGAAAUUGGAUGGGCGAUUACUGUUUCAUGGAAAGCAGGAGAUGCAAUGUGUAGAAUUAUGGCUUUUUUCCGAAUGUUUGGCCUUUAUUUAUCGUCCUUUAUUCUCGUUUGCAUAAGUGUCGAUAGAUAUUAUGCGGUAUUAAAACCAUUACAACUUGUUAAUAUUCAAAGAAGGGGAAAAAUAAUGCUUAUCGGUGCUUGGAUGGGUUCUGUCAUUUGUUCGACGCCUCAGAUGAUAGUAUUUCAUGUAGAAACUCAUCCAAAUAUCACCUGGUAUCAACAAUGCAUUACAUUCAAUACGUUUCCAAGUUUUACACAUGAAUUAACAUAUUCACUAUUUGGAAUGUUAAUGAUGUAUUGGGUUCCAUUGACGGUGAUCAUUUAUGCGUACACCAGUAUUUUAAUUGAAAUUUUUAAACGUUCCCGUGAUUCUGACGCUGGUAAGAAUAGAUUAAUUACACUCAGCUCGAAAGUAGACGAUUUGUAUAAAAUUCGUCGAUCAUCAUUGGGAUUUCUUGGAAGGGCAAGAAUUCGUACACUUAAAAUGACAAUAAUUAUUGUUCUUGUUUUUUUUGUUUGUUGGACACCAUAUUAUGUCAUGAGUUUAUGGUAUUGGGUCGACAGAAGUUCUGCGAUAAAAGUGGAUCAAAAAAUACAAAGGGCACUUUUUCUAUUUGCUUGUACAAAUUCUUGCAUGAAUCCAAUUGUUUAUGGAGUUUUCAACAUUCGUAAGAAAAAAAAGGCGCCGGUUCGAGCGGGCACCAUAGAAACAAGGGCAACUCCACUUUCACUCUCUGUGAAACUUCUUGGCUGAAAGUCUCAUAUUUUUAAAUAUAAAUAUGUGUAUAUUGACAAGGAAAGCGAUUUUUUUUUUAGUUUCAUCGAAAUUCUAUUUUUGGAAUUUUUGAUGUCUUUGUUUAAAAAAAAAGAAAAAAAAAAAGAAAAAUACUCAAAAUGAUCUCAGAAAUAUUUUAUACUCUUUAAAAAAAAAAAAUAGAAACAGUUGAUUGCCUGAUUUUAUAUUUUUUUUUUAAAAUAAUAGAUAGCAAUGUAAUAUAAUAUUAUUUAUAUUAUUUAACUAAUUUAGUAAAAAAAAAUAAAUCUUAUUUAUUUUA